Ziziphus jujuba (common jujube) is the source of this 1249-nucleotide messenger RNA. Its product is annotated as GCN5-related N-acetyltransferase 10, chloroplastic. The transcript has 4 exons. Gene Ontology annotation, cellular component: NatA complex; cytoplasm. The record is from RefSeq and is a predicted model, not a curated record. NCBI's taxonomy places the organism in Eukaryota, Viridiplantae, Streptophyta, Magnoliopsida, Rosales, Rhamnaceae. Gene Ontology annotation, biological process: mitotic sister chromatid cohesion. Gene Ontology annotation, molecular function: N-acetyltransferase activity. Bases 122 to 967 code for a protein of 281 amino acids.
UUUCCAUCAUAAUUCUCCCAUAAACAAACUACACAAAAUUAAAAAUGGAUAGCACAAGAAACAGCUGAGGAACAUGUAAAAGAUUUCCUCGGUAAUAACUAUAUCAAAUGCUGAACGUAAUAUGGCUCAUUUUCUAUCAAGCUACCUCAGCAUAUCAAGAACACUCCAUACAGCCCCUUCAUCUGGAUAUAAACUCGUUAAACAAGCUACGGGCAGUAAUUUGAUCAAUGGCAAAGGAUAUUUUGAGUACUUUGAGAGAGACAGAAAUUCCCUGGUGCAAUGCUGUAGUAGCUCAACUUCAUCAGCAGAGGAAGUGGGUUCGGUGGGGAAUGGAAGAGUAUCCGCCAUUAAUGGAAUGGCAGAUCAACUUGGGUAUUUGGUGAAUGAGUAUGGUUGGAAGGUAAGGAGGUUGGCUUUCAAGGGAGAAGAGAUGAGGAAAGCAGCUCAAGUUCAAGCUGAAGCUUUCCAUGAACCUGCGCCUUUCUUUGACGAUUUUUUCUUCCAGUUCUUUCAGGCUGAAGUGCUCUCUGCGCUUCUGUAUAAACUUAGAAACUCACCCCCCAACAGGUAUGCUUGUUUGGUUGCUGAGCCAAAUUCAGAGGAGGAUUCCAACUUAGAACAAGAAAUUGUGGGAGUUGUGGAUGUCACAGUGUUGAGAGACCAAAAUGUACUUGAGCUUCUUCCAUCAGAUGCAGAGGAAUACCUUUACGUGUCCGGUAUUGCAGUUUUGAACAAUUUCAGGAGGAAGAAAAUAGCAACCGUUUUGCUAAAAGCUUGUGAUGUGCUUUCAGCUCUAUGGGGUUUCGAAUAUCUAGUCCUCAGGGCUUAUGAAGAUGAUUUGGGUGCUCGUAAAUUGUACUCAAAUGCUGGAUACAGAGUGGUCUCUGGUGAUCCUCCAUGGAUGACUACUUGGAUUGGAAGAAAGCGUCGAGUUCUUAUGAUCAAACACUUCAAUCCACGUACAUAAUUUGGUUUCUUUAUGUCCUGUUUUGGGUAAUAAACAGAGUGAUGCUGUGGAGAGGAGAGGGAAUACUACGAAGUUAUUUGGGAACGACAAAUUUGAAGCUAUACACAAUUCUAUUUUGUGUCUAUGGCAGCAACUACAGUCAUUGAUCCAAUACAGGAAAUAACAUUCUUCUAUUAUACUUUUUGAGUUUAAUAUUUUCUCUUCGUUGAGAUUUUGUUUACAACUUGUUUUUGAUACUAAACUAAAUAAUGCAUAAUUCAGAAAGAAUUGUUUCUAACGGCA